Phytophthora infestans T30-4 is the source of this 1779-nucleotide messenger RNA. Its product is annotated as T-complex protein 1 subunit theta. Gene Ontology annotation, biological process: protein folding. NCBI's taxonomy places the organism in Eukaryota, Oomycota, Peronosporomycetes, Peronosporales, Peronosporaceae. Gene Ontology annotation, molecular function: ATP-dependent protein folding chaperone; ATP binding; ATP hydrolysis activity. The transcript is spliced from 2 exons. The record is from RefSeq and is a predicted model, not a curated record. Gene Ontology annotation, cellular component: chaperonin-containing T-complex. The coding region runs from base 34 to 1671 and encodes 545 amino acids.
AAGCAAAACGCCGAGGCAACUAAGAGAGCAAUCAUGUCCAAGUCGAUGGGACUGAACGUGGCUGGCGGCCUGUCGUCGAUGCUAAAGGACGGCCACAAGCACUUUGAAGGUGUGGAUGAGGCUGUGGCCAAGAACAUUGAUGCUGUGAAGCAGCUGGCGGCCAUCACACGCUCGUCGCUGGGUCCUAAUGGCAUGAACAAGCUCGUGAUCAACCACUUGGAGCGCAUUUUCGUCACGAGCGACACAGCUACAAUCGUUAAGGAGUUGGAAGUCAUCCACCCGGCCGCACGUAUGGUCGUUAUGGCUGCUAAGAUGCAGGAGAAUGACUACGGUGAUGGCACGUGUCUCGUUGUGGCUCUGGCGGGUGAGUUGCUUAUGGAAGCUGCCAGUCUGCUACGUAUGGGUCUGCACGCCAGCGAGAUCGUCACAGGAUACCAAAAAGCGCACGACAAGUGCCAGGAGAUUCUUCAGAAACUACAGAGCGUGCAGAUUAAGGACCCACGCGACCAGGUGGAGCUGCAGAAGGCCAUUAAGACGUCUCUGGCUUCCAAGCAGUACGGAUAUGAGGAUCUGCUCGCUAAGCUCGUGGCCGAGGCCUGUCUGAAUGUUAUGCCUGCAGCCCCCAAGAAGCCGUCGAUCAACGUGGACAACAUCCGCGUGGCGAAGAUCAUGGGCGGCAACCUACACGACUCGACAGUGAUCCGUGGUAUGGUCAUCCAGCGUAACACGGAGGGAAAUGUCAAGAAGGCACUUAAGGCGAAGGUCGCAGUGUUCGGUUGUGGACUUGAGAUCUCUUCUACGGAAGCCAAGAGCACGGUACUUAUUAAGGACGCAGACGAGCUCAUGAACUACAACAAGGGCGAGGAAAAACACUUGGAGGAGGCUGUUCGUGCUAUCAGCGAGUCUGGCGCGACAGUUGUCGUCUCGGGUGGUAGCAUCAGUGAGAUGGCGCUCCACUUCUUGGAAAAGUACAACCUUAUGGCUAUCAAGAUCCAGUCCAAGUGGGAACUGCGUCGUCUGUGUCGUGCAGUGAACGCUAACGCUCUGGUCCGUCUGGGAGCCCCCACACCGGAUGAGAUGGGCUUCUGUGACAGUGUGACGGUCAAGGAGAUCGGAGGCAGGAAGGUGACGGUCUUCCAGCAAGACGAGGAGGACGCCAAGAUCUCGACGAUCGUGCUGCGUGCCAGCACUGACAACGUGCUGAACGACAUUGAACGUGCUAUUGACGACGGUGUGAACUGCGUAAAGUCAGUGUGUCGGGACGGCCGGUUCGUGUCAGGCGCAGGCUCCACGGAGAUCGAAUUGUCGCGUCAGAUCAAGAGCUUCGGUGAGGCUACGCCUGGACUAGACCAGUACGCCAUUAAGAAGUUCGGAGAAGCUAUUGAGGUUGUACCUCGGAUUCUGGCCGAGAACUCGGGACAGAUGGCCACUGAGGUUAUCUCUAGCCUGUAUGCUGCUCACGCGGGUGGCAACGUUAGCGCUGGCGUGGAUGUGGACAACGAACACGAGUCCCACGUUAUUCCGGAUGCUUUGGACAAGGGGAUUUGGGACCACCUUCAGACCAAGAUGUCUGCUAUCCGUCUCGGUGCGGAUGCUGCCAUCACGGUGCUCCGUGUGGACCAGAUCAUCAUGGCCAAGGCAGCUGGAGGACCUAAGCCGCGAGGCAUGUAAGGAAGAGCGCUACAAUAUCUCCUGCAACUGCAGCUGGAUUGGUCGGUCUUCGUGUCUUCGCUCAGGUUGGUUAUUCAAUAUCGAAAUAAAGCCUUCAUCUCUCACACC